This is a messenger RNA of Staurois parvus, 316 nucleotides long. The record is from the annotation of a GenBank genome assembly. NCBI's taxonomy places the organism in Eukaryota, Metazoa, Chordata, Amphibia, Anura, Ranidae.
UGAUUUUGCAUUUCUAGGGAGAGAACUGUAUGUAAACAAUACAGUUCUCUACCCUGUCAGCUCCUGCACACUGUUUUGCAUGGCUCUGCAUAGCAGAGCCAUGCAAAGCAGUGUGCUUACAUUGAAGUACACACACACAUGCACACAGUAAGACAGCACACAGUUAACCCUUUCAUCGCCCCAGAUGUUAACCCCUUCCUGCCCAGUGCCAUUAGUACAGUGUCAGUGCUUUUUAUUAGCACUGACCGCUGUAUUGGUGUCACUGGGGAUGUCAGUGACACCAAGUCAGUCCAGCUAUAAGUCGCUUAUUGCUGCC